This is a messenger RNA of Anisakis simplex (herring worm), 153 nucleotides long. The record is from the annotation of a GenBank genome assembly. Lineage: Eukaryota; Metazoa; Nematoda; Chromadorea; Rhabditida; Anisakidae.
AAACGAUUGAUCGGUCGACGAUUCGAUGAUCCGGAUGUGCAGAGGGACAUGAAAGUUGUACCGUUCAAGAUCGUAAAGGCAUCAAACGGGGACGCAUGGGUUGAAGCACAAGGCAAAGUCUAUUCACCGUCACAGGUAAAUUCGUUUGUCUGA